Aspergillus heteromorphus CBS 117.55 is the source of this 2094-nucleotide messenger RNA. RefSeq names its product putative MFS multidrug transporter. Bases 111 to 1772 code for a protein of 553 amino acids. Gene Ontology annotation, biological process: transmembrane transport; basic amino acid transport. Gene Ontology annotation, molecular function: basic amino acid transmembrane transporter activity. Lineage: Eukaryota; Fungi; Ascomycota; Eurotiomycetes; Eurotiales; Aspergillaceae. The record is from RefSeq and is a predicted model, not a curated record. The transcript has 6 exons. Gene Ontology annotation, cellular component: fungal-type vacuole membrane.
UCAUCCUGCCCCCUCGCUGUCCUACCCAUGGGUUGGGAGAAGGGAGACUGCCCCUUCCACCGAUACAGACACACAUCAAACCUACCUAACUGGAGCUUCGUCGAGGCGCCAUGACUGCCCCCGAACCCCAGCAAUCGGUGACAGAGGAGACGCCUCUCCUGGAAGCGUCUAUUCAGGGGGCAGACAAUGGCGAGGAUUCUCCCCGGGUUCGUGUCACCCGGUUCAGAGGCACCGCGAUCGUGGGUGCGAUGGGCGUGCUGUUGUUCAUCCUGACAACCAACAUGUCGAUGAUGGCGACCGCGCAAUCCGACAUCGCCGCCGACCUGGACGCCUUCAGCGAGACCACCUGGUUCAACUCGGCUUUUUUGAUAGCAAUGUCCAGCAUAACCCCCCUCUCCGGCCGGCUCGCCCAGAUUUUCACACCACGCGUGUACAUCCUCUUCUCGUGCACGCUGCUCAGCGUGGGUCUAUUCGUCACAGCCACGGCGCCAACCCUCGCCAUCUUCCUGCUCGGAAGAGUACUCACCGGCUGCGGAGCCGGCGGGCAGAUGGUCAUCGCGAUUAUCCUGGCGCUUGACCUGACGAGCAGAAACCGUAGAGGUUUGUUCAUCGGCAUGAUCAGCGCCGGGAUGACCGUCGGUGUGUCGUCGGGGGCGGUGCUGGCGGGCCUCUUGACGCCGGCGUAUGGGUGGCGAUCGAUGUUCUGGCUGCAAGCCCCGGCCGCGCUGCUCGUCGGCCCAGUGCUGUUCUCCGCCAUCCCGAAGCGAGCAGAAGAUGAGAAUGUGGAUGCACGCGCUUUGCUUGGAAAGUUGGUGAAGGUGGAUUAUGCUGGGGCUUUGACAUUGACCCUCUCCGUCUUCCUCCUCCUCGCUAGCCUCUCCGCAUCCGAAAUCCAAACCGCUCCAAUCAUCUUCUCCUUCAUCUUCCUCGGAAUCUUCCUCCUGAUCGAGCGAUCCACCACCGAACCAAUCAUCCCAAUCGAGGUCCUCAGCAUGCGAAGCGUCCUACUAACCUGUCUCUCCGGCGUAGCGUGCAUGAUGGCGCGGUGGUCAGUGCUGUUCUACUCGCCUGUAUAUGCGCUCGUGGUGCGGGACUGGUCCCCUGCUUCGGCGGGACUGAUCCUCGUGCCGACGAAUGCGGGAUUUGGGUUGGGGGGGCUACUUGUUGGGUGGGUGCAUAUUCGGGGGGAAGGAGGGUAUUAUCUAUCGGCCCUAACAUCCUACCUCCUCUUCGCCCUGAGCAACCUCCUCCUCGCCAUCCUCUCCACCCCCACCUCCUCCCCACUCCUCUACAUAACCGCCACCUUCUUCAGCGGGUUCUCCAUCGGCGCCAUAAUGAACUACGCCCUCUCGCACGUCCUACACCUUACUUCCCCGGAGAUCCACUACGUGGUCAGCGCUCUCAUCGGAAUGAGCCGCGGCUUCGCAGGGAGUUUCGGCGCCGCGAUCGGGGGCGGGUUCUUCCAGCGGACCCUGAAAGAGGGGCUGGAGACGGGGUUCGCGGAGCAUGAUAUCACCGGCCCGGGGAAGGAGGAGCUGGUUCGGAAGUUACUGGGGAGUCCGGCGCUGGCGAAGAGUCUGGAGGGCGUGGAGAGGGCGGUUGCUGUGAGGAGUUAUGAGGGGGCCGUUAAGAUGUUGUUGUUGGGUAGUUGCAUGUUGACGUUGUUGGCGGCGGUGGCACAGGCGGGGACGGGGUGGAGGGGGGAUAGGCAUAAGGCGGGGAAGAGGAGUAGGGACGAGGGGUUGGAGGGAGGUGCUGGGGAGGAGGAGUAGAAGAGGGAGGGUUAUAGUUUGUAGAGGUGUAGAUAUGCGUGGUUGGUUUGGUGUUGUGUGGUGUGGCUGUGAUGGAUGAUGCCUCGCAGGGGAAUGUGGCCUUCGAGUCUUGGUUUUGGGAGAGGAUUAAUUAAUAUUGGGAUGGCGUUAGUGGCGUUUCUUUCCAGUUGCUGAUUUUGUUUUGGGUAUUGCUAGCGCAGUGUGACGUGAUUAAGGCCUAUUUCAACGGUCGAAGGUUAAAGCUACCUUGGGAAUCAUUUAAACGCCCUGUACCAUGUCACACCAUGUACAGUGGAUUUAUCAGACCUGCUUGGAGGUGUAG